CUUUUCCUUUUUGGUCCUUGCAAAGCGCCGCUCUGCCGAAGCACCUCAUGCUCUGUGCAGCGCGGCCGCCCAGGAGGCAGGAUGGUGGCGGCUCCGCGGGAUCCGUGCGGCGGCGCUAGCCAGGUGCGGUGCCCGGGUGCCCGCCGUGCCUCCUUCUUUCUCCUGCUGCCGCUCCUCCUCCUGUUGCUGCUCCCGGAGGCCGGGCGCGGGUUGCGAGUGCAGCACAAGUUCGUCUCGCCCACCCUCACCAACAACUUCGCUCUGGAUGGGUCCGGGGACAAGAUCUACCUGGCGGCCGUCAACCGGCUCUACCAGCUCUCGGGCCCCAACCUGACCCUGGAGGUGGAAGAGCAGGUGGGCCCGAAGGAGGACAACCCCUUGUGCCACGCUCCGCAGCUGCCCCAGGCCACCUGCGAGCACGCCAAGAAGCCGACCGACAACUACAACAAGCUGCUGCAGCCGGACCCGGAGCAAGGCAUCCUGGUGGUCUGCGGCUCGGUCUACCAAGGCUUCUGUCAGCUGCGCAGCAUGGACAACAUCUCGGUGGUGGCCGUCGCCUUCCCGCCGGGGAGCGGGGCCGGGGCCGGGGCCGAGGGGGGCGACCAGGUCACGGUCUUCCCCAGCAUGCUGAACGUGGCGGCCAACCACGCCAACGCCUCCACCGUGGGCUUGGUGCUCAGGCAAGGCGGGCAGGACACGAGGCUGCUGGUGGCGGCCACUUACACGGGCUUGGGCAGCCCUUUCUUCCCGCGCAACGCCAGCCUGGAGGACCACCGCUUCGAGAACACGCCCGAGAUCGCCAUCCGCGCUCUCAACACCCGCGGGGACCUGGCCCGCCUCUUCACCUUCGACAUCAACCCCUCCGACGACAAUAUCUUCAAGAUCAAGCAGGGCGCCAAGGAGCGCCACAAGCUCAGCUUCGUCAGCGCCUUCCUCCACCGGGGAGCCCACCCGCCCUCGGCGCUGUGCGUCUUCCGCUUCGCGGAGAUCGAAGAGGCCAUCCGGGUGGCCAGGAACUCGUGCUUCGUGGCGCCCGACGCCCGCCUGGUGACCGUGCUCGACAGCGUGGUGCAAGGCACCGGGCCGGCCUGCGAGAAGAGGAAGAUCCAGUUGCAGCCAGAACAGUUGGACUGUGGUGCAGCACAUCUCCAGCAUCCUCUGUCUAUCCUGCAACCUAUCAAGGCAAGGCCAGUAUUUACCUCGCCAGGCCUCACAUCUGUGGCCGUCUCCAGUAUCAAUAAUUACACCGUUGUAUUUCUGGGAACAGCCAAUGGAAGAUUGCUGAAGAUUAACCUGAACAGUUCUAUGGAGGUGAUAAGCAGAGAGUCAGUUACUGUGGCUUACAGUGAACCUGUCCACCCCAUCAUGCAAUUUGAUCCUUCUGACUCCAGCUACCUGUAUCUCAUGACUUCCCAUCAGAUAGCCCGUGUGAAAGUAGCGGCAUGUGAUCAAUAUGCUACAUGUACAGAGUGCUUGGCUGCAGCUGAUGCUUACUGUGGAUGGUGCUCCUUAGAGACCAGGUGCUCUCUGCAGCAUGAAUGUGCCAAUUCUGAUGAGCCUUAUUACUGGAUAAGCGCAAAUGAAGGAGUGCAGCAGUGCCCUUCAAUGACCAUCAUAACCUCAGAAAUAAACAUUGACAGAGAGAAUGAGGGCAUGAUCAUCCAAAUAAAUGGGAAUAUUCCAAGUCUGAAUGGAAUGGAGAUGUCUUGUGAUUAUGGAAAUAAUAUCCAGACGGUAGCUAAAGUUGCUGCACAAUCUUGGAACCAAUUUGUUUACUGCAAUUUUCUUCCCAGAGAAAAAUAUCCACCCUUCCCAUCCAAUCAAGACCAUGUGAUUGUUCAAACUGCUGUUCGGGUCAACGGCAAAAAUAUUGUGUGGGCCAAUUUCACUAUCUAUGAUUGCAAGAGAACUGGAAACAUUUAUCCAAAGACGGCAUGUAUCAACUGCCUCUCAGCUAAAUGGAAGUGUUACUGGUGUACUAAAAAAUACAGCUGUGUCUCCAAUGCGAGUGAAUGUGAGGAUUCCAUACUGAUGAAUAACAGUACUGAUUGUCCACAGAUUGUGCCUGCCUCUGUUGCACCUGUAUCAACAGGGGUUUCCCAGGACAUUACCAUCAUGUUGAGGAAUGCCGCUUUUAUAAAGGAUAUGCCUUUGGAAUGUCACUUUGAAACUGACAGGAUAUUUGAGGCUCGAUGGGAGAACACAUCUACUAUUCAAUGUAGCAAUGUACUGCUUUAUACUUCAAACAAAAGACACCUCUUUCCAGUAAACCUUCAACUGAAGGAAAAACCUGGUAGAUUUAUUGACAGUCCCCAGAUGAUGACAGUGGAGAUUUACAAUUGUGCAACUGGAAGUGCUGACUGUUCUCAGUGCCUUGGGAGAGAAGAUCUGGGUCAUCAGUGCACUUGGAGUGAGAGUAGUUCUAGUUGCAGACUAAACACGGAGUCUGUUCAGAGCCCAGGAAUGUGCCCUCCUCCUGAGAUUAGGAAGAUUGAACCCCUGAGUGGACCCCUGGAAGGAGGAACUCUGGUUACCAUACGAGGAAGAAAUCUAGGUCGUAGAUUCAGUGAUGUGGUUAAUGCUGUCAGAAUUGGCAAUGUGAAAUGCUCUCCACUCCAGGACAGAUAUAUAGUCUCUGAGGAAAUUGUAUGCUGGGCUGGAGAAGCUUUAACAGAAUUUACUGAUGUGGUGACAGUUAAUCUGAGCAAGGAAGGGAAAUCCAGGGAGCGAUACUCUUAUGUACUUCCAGUCGUGAAGUUUAUGUCUCCAUCUACUGGCCCUAAAGCAGGUGGUACCAAAGUAACAAUCACAGGGCACAAUCUCAGUGUGGGGUCUGAACUCCGAGUUUUGGUUAAUGGCACAAAGGAAUGCACAGACAUCAGUCGCACUGAUACGACAAUCACUUGCACCAUGCCAAGUGUAGAAGCUACCACCACUGCAAGCAUCUGUGUUCAGUUUGAAAAUAAGUCAUGCAUUGGUGAAAACAACAACUUCAACUAUGAGAAAAAUCCUAGUAUAAUGGAUAUCAACCCAAAAAAGAGCCAAAUCAGUGGAGGCCGAAUCAUUACUGUGGAAGGAAACGGCUUUUUGAUGGCUCAGAAUGUAUCUAUGGUAGUUCACACUAUUGGGAAAGAACAAACGAACUGUAAGGUUCACUCCGACACUAUGAUUACCUGCCCCUCUCCAGCUGCCUCCAACCUCACUGGGAGCAAGCCAACAUCUGUGGAUUUUUACAUCAAUGGACGGCUGUAUACUGAUGACAGCCUUUUUCUCUUCGAACACCCUGAGGAGGCCAUACAUAUUAGCAAGUUCCUCUUGGAAUACUAUCCCGAUCCCCAGUUCUUCACAGCGAAAAAGGAAAAAUGGAUCAAACAUCAUCCUGGAGAGCCCUUGACACUAGUCAUACAUAAAGAGCCUGACAACCUUGGACUGGAAAGCAAUGAAUAUGAAGUUAAAAUUGGCCUUAUUUCCUGUGAAAUUCAAAUAGUUUCAGACAAAGUUAUUCACUGUUCAGUCAAUGAAUCUUUGAGCACCUCGGAAAGACAACUCCCUGUUACGAUCCAAGUUGGGAAAUUCAAUCAAACAAUUGCUAUGUUGCACCUUGGAGGAAGCGAGACGGCUAUCACUGUUUCCAUUGUCAUCUGUAGUAUCUUACUUCUGCUCUCAGUCGUAGCCCUUUUUGUGUUUUGCACCAAGAGCCGCAGAGCAGAGCGUUACUGGCAGAAAACUCUGUUGCAGAUGGAAGAGAUGGAAUCCCAGAUUCGGGAAGAAAUACGCAAAGGUUUUGCUGAACUUCAGACAGAUAUGACAGACCUGACGAAGGAGUUGAAUCGCAGCCAAGGGAUUCCAUUCCUGGAAUAUAAGUACUUUGUGACUCGGACUUUCUUUCCCAAAUGUUCUUCACUCUAUGAGGAGCGUUACAUUCUGCCUUCCCAGCAGCUCAAUUCCCAGAUGGGGUCACAGGUCCAAGAAACUCACCCAUUGUUGUUGGGGGAAUGGAAGAUUCCUGAAAACUGUAGACCCAAUAUGGAAGAAGGAAUUGCCUUGUUCUCCACCUUACUCAACAACAAGCACUUUCUCAUCGUCUUUGUCCAUGCUCUUGAGCAGCAGAAAGAUUUUGCUGUUAGAGACAGAUGCAACCUAGCCUCUCUGCUUACCAUUGCACUGCAUGGAAAACUAGAGUACUACACCAGCAUUAUGAAGGACCUCUUGGUGGAUCUCAUUGAUGCUUCUGCUUCUAAAAACCCUAAGCUUAUGCUGAGGAGGACAGAAUCUGUGGUUGAGAAGAUGCUGACCAACUGGAUGUCCAUCUGCAUGUACAGCUUUCUCAGAGAAACAGUAGGGGAGCCUUUUUUCCUGCUGCUGUGUGCCAUCAAGCAACAAAUCAAUAAAGGAUCCAUAGAUGCCAUCACUGGAAAAGCCAGGUAUACACUCAAUGAAGAAUGGCUGUUGAGAGAGAACAUUGAAGCAAAGCCAAGGAAUCUGAAUGUGUCUUUCCAAGGAUGUGGAAUGGACUCCCUGACUGUUCGUGUUAUGGACACGGACACUCUCAGCCAAGUUAAAGAGAAAAUACUUGAAGCCUUUUGUAAGAAUAUUCCUUAUUCCCAGUGGCCGAGGGUAGAAGAUGUUGAUCUAGAAUGGUUUGCCACAAGCACUGAAAGUUACAUCCUUCGGGACCUUGAUGACACUUCAGUGAUGGAAGAUGGCAGGAAGAAACUGAACACAUUAGCACAUUAUAAGAUCCCUGAUGGUGCAUCCCUAGCUAUGAGUUUAACAGAUAAGAAAGAUACCACGCUAAGCAGAGUGAAAGAUUUGGAUACUGAAAAGUACUUUCAUUUGGUCCUUCCCACAGAUGAGCUGAAUGAAAACAAAAAGUCUCAUCGACAGAGUCAUAGGAAAAAAGUCCUUCCCGAAAUCUACCUGACCAGAUUGCUCUCCACAAAGGGCACACUACAAAAGUUCCUGGAUGAUUUAUUCAAGGCCGUUUUGAGCAUCCGAGACGAGAAGCCACCAGUGGCUAUCAAGUAUUUCUUUGAUUUCUUGGAAGAGCAAGCAGAGAAACGGGGUAUUUCUGACCCAGACACAUUGCACAUUUGGAAAACCAACAGCCUACCUCUGAGGUUUUGGGUCAACAUUUUGAAGAAUCCUCAGUUUGUAUUUGACAUUGACAAAACUGACCAUAUAGAUGCCUGUCUUUCUGUCAUAGCCCAGGCCUUCAUUGAUGCCUGUUCCAUCUCUGAUCUGCAAUUGGGCAAGGACUCACCUACUAAUAAACUAUUAUAUGCCAAGGAAAUUCCUGAGUACAGAAAAAUAGUGCAGAAGUAUUACAAACAGAUCCAUGACAUGCCACCUCUCAGUGAACAGGAAAUGAAUGCACACCUAGCAGAGGAAUCCAGGAAAUAUCGCAAUGAGUUUAACACCAAUGUUGCCAUGACUGAAAUUUACAAAUACGCCAAGAGAUAUCGCAGUCAGAUCGUGAAUGCGUUGGACACGAAUCCCACAACAAAGCGCACACAGCUGCAGCACAAAUUUGAACAAGUGAUUGCACUUAUGGAAGACAAUAUUUACGAAUGCUGCAGUGAAGCGUAGGUGGCAACCUGGACUUUCUUCCAUGUCUAGAAGUGACCUUCUCUACAGUGCACUGUCUUUUAGGGAACACCCUUUCAAAGUAUCUGUGUAUCAGUAUGUAGCCUGUUGUAUAUAUAUGGUGACUAACAAACCAGCUUGAUGGUUCAGUCGUGUCAAUCUUCUUAGACCAUCUGGUGAAGUGAGGGUUGUCCGCUAAACAGCUUGAAAUCCCUGAUGUGAUCUGCACUUCAUGGCAUCUGUAAUUUAUUUGAUCUUUGAGACAGAGGCACAGUUUUUGGGCCGCCAAAUGUAGUAGCUUCUUCUGAAGAGCUCCUACUCCUAUUCAAAGCAGUUGUCUUUCCCUUUAUUUUCCCAGAGAGACUCCUGUAAAGCAGAGAUCAGGAUAUGGAAACAAUGCUGAGGUGUUUAAGAGAAAAGCAGAAACACUUCGGGGAGGAAUGAAUGAAUAUUUCAAAAGGCUCUCGGAGCAACUCCCCCUAAGAGUACCCCUUUCCUUCUGUGUACUUUAAAUAUCAGGGAACCCAUUUAAUGUACACAGUCUGCUGCAUUAGAUGUAUUUUGUGCCUUUUAUUUUUGUACUGUACAUGUAAACAUAAGUACACCUUCAUCCAAGAUUGGAAAGAGGUGGGGAACCCACAGAGUAGUAGACAAUGCAGUUCCUUCCUAAGUAGUCAUGACAUGUGAAAGCACUUUACCCCCACAACGGAAAUGGCUAUUACCUUGCUGGAGGGAUUGUUAUUGUGUAGCAGACAAUGUCGGAAAAGAACAAAUCAGUGCAGCUGUUCCCACUUCUCAAAACUUCCCAGAUGUUUGCGCAGACUAAGCUCCAGCCGACAGAUUCCCCUCUAAACACCCAUCUGGCUCAAGAAUACUUUUCCCUGAAAGGAAAAGAAUAUACACAUUGCAAGGGUCAAAGGGAUGGACUUCCUUCCCUUUCUUCUGCCCCCCUCCCCGCCCCGCUCCCCCACUUCAGAGGGAAUGUAUAGACCUGAGCUUUUGGCUUAGCAUAAAUCUACUGUUGGCUUAACACAAGACCACUGGAAGUUUCCCAAAAGUAGAAAAAAAUGGACUACUCUUGCUUCAACUUCUACCAUGCGGUAACACUUUUGCACAGUAUCCUAGAUUUCUCUAAAUCAUUUUGACCUAAAUAUGACUCCCCUUAACUUUUCCCUGUAUGCCUUUACACUGAUUACAAUAGGAAGUGCUAUUCUCUCUCCGCUGUGAGAAAGAACUGCAGCCAUCUUAGUCCUCUCUCCGAGAACCCCCUUUAGUAUUUUAGGUAGCAGCCUGAUGGCAAUGGCUGUUGCACAGAAGAACCUGAUCCUGGACGAUGAAGUCACCUGAUGCCACUGAGAAUGCCAAGGCUUGUAAACUGACAAAUAAUGCUUUAAAAUACUACACUACCUCACCAAAGGCAAGUUCUAAAGGGGAGUCUGCUGGAGUUUUGGAGGCUAAAAUCUGAUCACUUGGGUAGACAGUAAACUUUUUUUCCAAUCAAAAUUUUGUUAUAGUUAGCAAUGCUUUGUCAAAUAUAUCUUUCAAAAAUGCAUAGUGUAGUAAAUUAUAUGGGGAACUGAUAUGUCAUGGUUAAUUUUAUAUAUCAAUAUAAUGAAAAAUACAAAUUUUAUCCUGUGCAAAAAAUAGAAGAGGAAUAUAAAACAUGAAGAAAGGAACUACAAAGGAUUACACCCACUGAGGAAAUCUUGUUUGCUUAGUAAGUGGCUGCAGAAGAGAAACUUUUAGGAAUGUAGCUGGGCUACAUUUAACUUUCAGAGAUUUUUUUUCUUCAAAAAAUCUUAUUAUUUUUUAAACUGUGAAGAGCUGCCAGUUACACACCUACUCACAGAGGGCCAACUCAGGAAUGUGUAAGAAAGACUCUUGGGCCAUCAGCUGGGAGAAAGGGGGAGUUGAAGGAAAACAAAGAUAAGAGUUCAGAUUUUGCUAGCCCAAAAUAGGCGGAUGGCUGUAAUUUGGGAGAUCAUCAGCCCAGUUUCAGUGUGGAAAAGUCAUUGUCUUGAUAGUCCCUUCAGCAGAAGGGACUGAUCUUUCUAUUCUGAGUAUGUGUGUAUAUGUGUGUUCCAAGUGAUGUGCUUGGCGCACAGGUCUUAUGGCAUAUGCUUUAUUAUUUAAUUCUUCGUCCAAAUAUUUGCUACAACCAUUGAAAAGAAAUAAGUUCUCUACGAAGCAGAAGCUGAGGGUUGGUGCUAUUGCCCCGAAACCCAACUCCACUGUAAUAUAUUUUUAACCUUGUCCAGUUAUUUGUGGGUGAAUUUGUUUGUUUUUCUUACCUGCUGUUUAAUGGAAGUGGUGGAAUCUUUUGGAGGAAAUAUCUUUGUAAUAAAACAAGGUGAUCAAA
Pogona vitticeps (central bearded dragon) is the source of this 7945-nucleotide messenger RNA. NCBI's taxonomy places the organism in Eukaryota, Metazoa, Chordata, Lepidosauria, Squamata, Agamidae. The record is from RefSeq and is a predicted model, not a curated record.